This is a messenger RNA of Seminavis robusta, 435 nucleotides long. Lineage: Eukaryota; Bacillariophyta; Bacillariophyceae; Naviculales; Naviculaceae. The record is from the annotation of a GenBank genome assembly.
AUGGCUUCUAUCAAUAACAACAAGACUUUCGUCUCUGACUGGUUGACGCCUGCUGCGGCUGUGGCAUUGCGCUUGGCCCUGGAAGAGUUUGAUGCAAAAAUCGAGGAGACUGGGAACGUCAUGACGUUUUCAUUGCCUCCCGUCCCUCCGGUCGCUUCCAUGCCUGUCGCUUCCGUUGCUUCCAUGCCCGAGGUUGCUCAGCAGUUUGAAGAUCUUCACGUUGGAGAAGAGAAGAGCGAUGGGUCGGUCCAGCAGCAGGAGGAGGAAGUUUCCGGAGGGAGCGAGACCGCCAGUGAGCUCGAUUUCGAUAGCAAUGAAGAGGAUGAUAGGAUUGCAGCUUUGGGAAAUCCAAGGCCUCCCUCUUCCUAUGCGCCUUCCUAUGACCGCUACAAUGGUGGUUGUGGCGGUCUCGAUUCGCAGGAUUUCCAUUUCUAA